AUGUCAGACAAGCAAAGAGAACAACAGCAAUAUCGAACGUUGAAGCAAAAAUAUGUUGGAUUAGGUGACGAGAACACUACUAAAGAUGAAUGGUUGACGAACGUGCAACGAGAUACUUAUAAUUCCUUACAAGGACAUGCAGCAUUAUUAGAAUACAUUACUUUGGGUCAAGAAGAUCGUGUACGAACGAAAGCAGGUAUGAGAGUGGAAUUGAUUAAGAAGAUGGCUAGUAUAGUGGAUACUAAUGAUGAACUAAGGUUCAAUAAUGAUGAAAGCGGUAAUGAUGACGAACCUGCAAACAAGAAGAGUAAAUCCUGA
Messenger RNA from Naumovozyma dairenensis CBS 421, 318 nucleotides. RefSeq names its product U2 snRNP complex subunit YSF3 (gene YSF3). NCBI's taxonomy places the organism in Eukaryota, Fungi, Ascomycota, Saccharomycetes, Saccharomycetales, Saccharomycetaceae. The record is from RefSeq and is a predicted model, not a curated record. The transcript is spliced from 2 exons. Gene Ontology annotation, biological process: mRNA splicing, via spliceosome. Gene Ontology annotation, cellular component: precatalytic spliceosome; U2 snRNP. Bases 1 to 318 code for a protein of 105 amino acids.